Diaporthe citri is the source of this 1956-nucleotide messenger RNA. RefSeq lists its product as uncharacterized. The coding region runs from base 1 to 1956 and encodes 651 amino acids. Lineage: Eukaryota; Fungi; Ascomycota; Sordariomycetes; Diaporthales; Diaporthaceae. Gene Ontology annotation, molecular function: cysteine-type endopeptidase activity. The record is from RefSeq and is a predicted model, not a curated record. The transcript has a single exon. Gene Ontology annotation, biological process: proteolysis.
AUGAGUGGCGCGCCAAAGUCCAAAGUCUGGGCCAUUCUGGUUGGCAUUAACGCCUAUCCGACGGGAAUUUCGGAUCUGGGAGGCUGCGUCAGGGAUAUUCAGAACGUCGAGAAGUUUCUUUCAGACAAUAUCGAUGCCUCCAGACUGGAAAUUCUGAAGAUCACUGCUCAUGAUCUGAACGGGGAAAAGCCACCCAACUAUGAUAAUAUCGUAGGCAUGAUCGAUCACGUCAAGAGGAGCGUCAAUGAAAAGGAUUUUGUUUACUUUCACUACUCUGGCCAUGGGGGUCGCCAGCUACGCCACUAUUCACUGUCCUCGGGCAGUCAUUUUGAGUCACUAGUUUUGCACGGCGAACGACACAUGAAGGACUACGAGCUUGGUCGCCAUCUAGACAGCCUGGCAGGUACCGGAGCUCACCUCUUCGCAGUACUCGACUGCUGUCACUCUGGAGGCGGAGACCGAAUCAACAGCCAGAACGUCCGUCAGAUCGACCAGGUCCUGCCUGCGGAUCCCCACGUAGGGGAGGGGCCAGACGAGGAAAGUGGCGGCCUGGCUGGGACUGAUCAUCGCGCUGCGACGGUCAGGCCCUCAUACUGGACGAGGGUGCGCAACUACACCCUCCUAGCGGCGUGCCAACCACACCAGUUCGCCAUGGAGUGCCGAGACAACCACGGCGAGAAGAACGGCGCCCUGACGCUGGCGAUGCUGACCAGCCUCGAGACGCUGAGGCAGAAUGGCCAGCCCUUGACCUUCAAAUCACUCUUCUGGGAUCUCCGUGCCCGGAUCGGGUUGAAGUCAGCGGUGCAAAACCCGAAGCUGUUCGGCAUCGAGGACCGCGACGUCUUCUCCCAUGGCAGCUAUUCGAGUGCCCGCCAGGCGACCGUCGUGAACGCCGCUUCCGGGCGGGUCUGCAUUGACCAAGGGGAGAUACAAGGUGUCAAGGACGGGGAGACUUGGAAUAUUUAUCCUCGUGGUGUCUUGCAGUUGGAAAGCCCGCUUGCGACUGUCAGAAUCGACCGGGUCGGGGCGAUCCAAGCAUCGGGUCUGUUGGCCGCCGAUGCGCCCGUCGUGGAGCGCGGCUGUCCGGUGUCCCUUGUCUCUCCCGUAUACGGGACACACCUCCGCGUGCUCGUAGGGGACACUGAGCUCCGGCAGCAGCUGAUGGACGAGCCCGCCAUCGGGGUAACAUUCCACGAAGUCGGCUACGUGGGGGCAGCCUACACAAUCCGCCCUACCAGCAUGGGCCACCAGGAGAUCAUAGACACCUCCGGCACGCCACUGCUGGACUUCCCGGGCGACAUGUCGGGGGACUCACCGGCGGCCGGGAUUCACAAGUUUCUGAAGGCCCUCGCGCACCACACGAGGGUCUUGAACAUCCGGAACACCAGGGCCGCCCUCCAGGGUAAAUUCGAAUUUGGGGAGGCGAACAAUGCCACCACAGUAUGCGACGGAGGCAUCAUCUACUUGGAGUUUAAGAACCUGCUGCGCCUGGAUCGCCCUGGGUCAGACGGUUACCGGGCCAUCGAGACCCAGCGGAAAACGCUCUAUUUCAGCGUGCUUAACCUGAGGGCGGACAAAACCGUGACGCUCCUGGUUCCAGACCCCGAGUCGGAGGGCGUGGAGUCUGUGGCGGUGGCGCCCGAGGAGAGCAAGAAAUACCCUAUCGACAUGAAUAUCCAAGAAACGGACGGGGAUGCAGGUGAGGUGACUGACGUCUUCAAAGUGAUUGUGACCGACCGGCCUUCCUCUUUCAGAAACCUUGCGACCGAGCAUGCCAUGAGAGGAGGGGCUGAGGGGCAGGAGGACUUUAAUGAGGAGUUUGACAUGAUGUUGCACGGAGGGAAUGACGGCUUCCGGGCAGGGACGCGUCGCGAUGUUGAAGCUGAAGCAAGGUGGCAAACAGCCCAGGUUUCGGUUACGAUCACAAGGAAUAGCACAGCCGAGUCUUCAUCUUAA